Symphalangus syndactylus (siamang) is the source of this 1149-nucleotide messenger RNA. Its product is annotated as foot protein 1 variant 1-like. The record is from RefSeq and is a predicted model, not a curated record. NCBI's taxonomy places the organism in Eukaryota, Metazoa, Chordata, Mammalia, Primates, Hylobatidae.
AUGGACCACGGCAUGAAAGAUGCUGAGUUUCGGGAGCACUGGUGUGGAGUGGAUGAAGCCAGUGAGGACACAGUGGAGACAGUGGAGCACCAGAGAACCCAGAGCAAGGAAGCUGGGCAGCCGGGCCCUUCACCAGUCAGGCCACCUGCAGUCUGCAGCCAGAGCCUCAGAUCUUACACUGGCAGCACACGGGGACACAGCAGCUGGACUGGCAGCAGCAGGGCUUAUAGCAGCUGGACUGGCAGCAGCAGGGCUUACAGCAGCUGCAUUGGCAGCAGGAUGACCCACAGCCUGAGGAGCAGCAGCAGGGCUUCCAGCAGCUGCACUGGGAGCAGUCACAAGAACCACAGCCCCCCUUGGACCCCCCACAGGAGACAUAGCCCCCCUUGGACUCCCCACAGGAGCCACAGCCCCCCUUGGAGCCCCCACAGGAGCCACAGCCCCCCUUGGACCCCCUACAGGAGCCACAGCCCCCCUUGGACCCCCCACAGGAGACAUAGCCCCCCUUGGACCCCCCACAGGAGCCACAGCCCCCCUUGGAGCCCCCACAGGAGACACAGCCCCCCUUGGAGCCCCCACAGGAGACACAGCUGGAGCCACAGCCCCCACAGCUGGAGCCACAGCCCCCACAGCUGGAGCCACAGCCUCCAGAGCAGCCACAGCAGCCCAUGGUUCUGGUGGAUUGAGGGUAGAACAGGUAGAGGAGCAGGUGAGAGGGCGGUGCAGGUGUGGAGCCCCCUGAGCCCGGGCUCUUUAUAUCCCUGUCCAGGGUCAGCAGCUCCUGGCCCGCGGGCUGUUUCCAAAGGUCCCAGGACCUGCGGCUUCAGCCCUCAGCUCAGCAGGGUCCUUUUUGAGUGUAAGACUUUGUUGGAAGGGCUUUCAGACCACUCGGGUGGCAGGGUUGACAGAUACAGUACAGGAUGCCUGCUGGAACUUGAAUUUCAAAUAAUCGAAGGCUGCCUUUUGAGGAAGGAAAUCCAAGCAUUGCAAGGGACAGACACUGCCUCUGCGCUGGGUCAGGACUCAGAUCUCAUUGUGUCCUGCAGCGGUUCCUCCUGCCGCCGCACGGUGUCGCUGUGGAGCGGGUUCCCCCACCGCGUGGCCGGUCCAGGGGUUCCCGGACAGCGGCACAGGUGGAUGGCAGAGUGA